Messenger RNA from Ornithorhynchus anatinus (platypus), 2123 nucleotides. RefSeq names its product dual specificity phosphatase 28 (gene DUSP28). Bases 163 to 660 code for a protein of 165 amino acids. Gene Ontology annotation, cellular component: cytoplasm. Gene Ontology annotation, biological process: protein dephosphorylation. The transcript is spliced from 2 exons. Gene Ontology annotation, molecular function: MAP kinase tyrosine/serine/threonine phosphatase activity. Lineage: Eukaryota; Metazoa; Chordata; Mammalia; Monotremata; Ornithorhynchidae. The record is from RefSeq and is a predicted model, not a curated record.
CAUCCGGCACUUCUCAUUAGCUCCAGUUGAAGCACCGUUUUAUGCAUUGCCACAGCCUUUAAUGCCUCCUUGGGAGAGCGGAGCUCUGAAAGACCCCCCAAGACUCCCGCACCACAGAAAGACCACCCCACAGGCCCCAGCUUGGCUCAGCUGCCACAGCCGAUGAUGCCCGAGCUCUGUCAGGUCACGGACUCCCUUCUCCUCAGCGGCUCCCGGGCGGCCUGCAGUGAGGCCUUGCUCACCCAGGCCGGGGUCACAUUCUGCGUCAACGUGUCCAGGCAGCAACCAUGCCCCAACCAGCCAGGAGUCAGGACCCUCAGGGUCCCCGUCUUCGACGACCCCUCGGAGAACCUGUAUGAGCACUUCGAGCCAUGUGCAGAUGCCAUCGAGGCUGCCGUGAGGGACGGGGGCAGGUGCCUCGUUUACUGUAAGAAUGGGCGCAGCCGCUCCGCGGCCAUCUGCACCGCCUACCUGAUGAGGCACCGAAGGAUGACCCUGAAGGAGGCGUUCCAGAUUGUGAAGAAUGCCAGACCGGUAGCAGAGCCCAAUCCAGGAUUUUGGUCUCAGCUCCAGAGAUACGAAGAAGCUUUACAGACAAAGUCCCAUCCAGAACAGUCUUCCAGAAAGUCACUUCUUCCAGAUAGACAUCAUUCUGAAUGAAAAACAAUCUCCUUUGAAAUUCUGCUCAGAUCGCAAUUACCAGUCUCCAUUUUACAGGCUGGCAAUGCUGUAAAACCCACUGCAAUGAGAAGCAAAGGUCUAAAUGUUUUUAAGCCUUUAAAAAGUCCAUUUCAGGAAUGCAAUCAGUCAAGACCAUCAGCAGAUGAUAAUUUGGGUACAUUGGAGAUAGCUGUAUAUUAAUGAGAUCAAAACUAUAAAAAACCCCAAAUGAAUAACAAUCUGGGGUAAUUAUUUCUACUCCUUCCCUGGAUCUCACAGGGUAGCUCAACAUCUUUGAUCUAUUUUUCUACUUUUAACCCCUCUAUCCUGCUAAGGAAGACCUAAUGUAACCCUUCAUUACCUACGGAGGGACUCUACAAGUAGGGUCAUUCUUGUUUCUUGUACCUGUACCUGCUGUCUGGUUUUGGCAUUCAACCCCUAUGGAAUAUUUAGGAAAGUAUUAGGUGAUUUCUAUACUUUCCCUCUAAUCCAGCUCGGCAAAGUAAUUGAUCUCACAUUUUUAAGAACUGUACAACCGAUGACCUUAGAAUUUCUGUCAAAUUGUCUCUGGAUUAAGAUUAGAUCAGAAAUACAGGAGUUCAGGUUGCCUUUACACUCAGUUCUCCUGCAGUACAGGAAUUGACUUCUUAAUGAAUGUCACAUUACAGGAAAACUUGCUUUGACCAAGGCAGAGAGAGAGAGAGAAAGAGAGAGAGUGUGUGUCUGUGUGUUCUCAAUAGUUUCUUUUACCACUACAUUGCAUUCUACCCAGAUCAAACAAUUAAUUGCAUUUAUUAAUCAUUUACUGUGUGCAGAGCACUGCACUAAGUGUUCAAGAGACUGCAAAAUGAGUGAAUAGGCAAUAUUCUUGCCCUCAAGGAGCUUACUUUUGAAAGGAUUUUUUCCUAAUUCCCCUUCUUCAUCCAAUACAGAACACAAAAUGAAAACAAAAUUAAUGGAAGAGUUGAAUGCAUUUGCUAUUCCAAAACAUGUACACUUAUAUAAGAGUUUCUCAGACAGAACCAAGUUGUAUUGGCAGUUUGUUUUAAAUUAUUGAAAAGAGGAUUAAAUUGCUCUAUUUGUCUUUAUUAUUUGAUUUAGCUAAAAUUCCAUUGCUCCCCUAUUUUCCUUAGCUGUAUGGAAUUAUCUAACAGGGAAUUAUCUGUUCCUAGAACAGUUUUCUUCUGAUUCUCUCUGAUUCCCCUGAUGCUGCUUUGCCUUUCUGGAUACCCACCACCAUCACCACCACCACCACUGACUACUAAGGGGAGAAGGGGUGUCUCAGAAUGCAGGAGGAGCCAUCCAGCCCUUGACCUGAAUUUACCCAGCUCUCCAAGCUCCUACUGUCCGCAGCUCACUGUGUUAAGGUCAUGGGAGAGUGUGAUAGAACUAGUAGACAUGAGACCAAAUCUAAUUUUUAAAAAGAACAGCCUUGAAAAUAAUAAUAAUAAUAAUAAUAAUAG